AAGAGGAGACUCGUUUCGGGGCCACACGCAAGAACGGGGCGCAGGUCGAGCCGGGGGGGAAACAGAGAGGUAUACAUACGAAGCGAAGCGAAGGGAAUUUGUCGAGUACUUCGUUUACCGAGGGAGAGGCAAGCGAAAGCAGGAAUGCCGCCGCGGCCCCUUCGUGGUGAACCCAAGGUGGGUACACCGACACAAAGGAGGCGUUUGCCGACGCUGCUGUUGUGCCUCCUCGCCUCCGCUGGUGCUACCGCUGCGGCGGCGUGGGUCUUCCACCUCCGACGGGCAACUCCCGAUUGCGGCACACAUGCCGACGUCUCGCACCAGGGCCUCACCUGCGGGAUUACCCCAGGCGGCAAGAGCAUCGGGGUACUGCACGAACAACAGCAGGAGCAGCAGCAGCAGCAGCAGCAGCAGCAGCAGCGUAUUGUUUUCUUCGAUGCGCCGGACGGCCCCUCGGCUCCGGGCGUCGGGCACAGCCAAGACCACCACGAGCAGCAGAAGUUUCAGCAGCGGGAGCGGCGGCCUCCGUGCGCCGAGAGCGACGACCCGGCCUACGCGUGCCUCGUGCCGCGCCCGCCCGGGUCUUUCGCGGACGAGAUCAUGCUGUAUCUUUCCUUGUCGUGGUCGUCGUCGUCUGUGGGCGAUGCAGCACAGCAGCAGCAGGAACAGCAGCAGGAACAGCAGUGGCUUUCCGUCAAGGUCGUGGUUCCCGCGGCAUCUCGGGGGGGUGGAAGCGGGGGCGGGGUAGGAGCGAGAUGGGCUUCGCUGGGGUUUUCUCCGGACGGCAAGAUGGCGGGUCCGAGCGAGGCCGUAGUCGGGUUCGUGGGGGCGACCGAGGCGGCCAGCAGCAGCAGUAGCCAAGAACCACCGGCGGCGGCGGGGGUCCUCCGCUACCGCAUGGAUGGUUACAGAAUCGCCUCCGUGACGCCUCUGUCGGAUCGACACCAGGUUCUGACGGAACAGAGCGUCGAGACCACCGAGGAAGGGUCCCUCAUUGUCCGUUUCAAGCGCCCCCUGGUGGAAACAUUUUCCGCGGGUCGGGACGCUUGCGCGGCAACGGCGGCGGCCGUGGGGGAGGAAGGUACAGGGGGGCUGGAAGCGGCUGUUGCAGGAGCGGUGGCGGAGGUCUGCUCGGGGGAAGCGGGGGGAUCAUCCAUGGAGUGGUUGGAUCCCCGAGAGCGGGGCGUGGUGCUGCUUUGGGCCUACGGGACGGGGGCCUGGCCGAGCUACCACGACGCCACGGGGGCGUUUGUUCUGCCGCGCUUGACAGCAGUCGAGGUCGAUUGACCCUCGCCCGAGCGGUUCCUUCUCUGUAGAAGCGUCUUGACUGCGGCCGAAGAUGCUGUUCGUGUUGGCGCUGUUACAGCAGUAGGGGGGGUGGUUUUCCAACCCCCCAUCUUGUGCCAUUUUGUGCAGAGAGGCUUUUCUUUUGUGGGAGGAUCUUCGGUUCUUGUUUUUGAUGUGUUGCUUGGUUCGCCGUCGAUCAAAGGCGAACGAAAAAGGAGCUUUUGGAACCACAAUCAACGCUUCUCUCGGCUUUGUUGUUCGCAACGUUGGUGAUUGGCAUUUGAGUCAUGUAUACGUGCACUGUUGCGAGGCAGUCCGGUACUACAUGUUGUGAGGGCCAAGGCGGUAUUAUGUUGAUUUACGUAGACCCCACGAUCCCCUCCCCUUUUUGGAGGGCAUUCAUGACGAAGCCAUUCUUGUUCCUCAGGACAAAUAUAAAACGGAAGGAGAGGCUAGGGAUAGGGGCUGGCCCGAUGUCUAUGUGGGUCUGUGUGGUCUCUAAUCAUUCAAGUGACAGGACCCUGGGUGUCAAGAGGAAUUGUCCACAGAGGAUUGUACAAAGGACCCCAGCCUACAAGCACUGCUACCGACCUGA
This is a messenger RNA of Ectocarpus sp. CCAP 1310/34, 1882 nucleotides long. Lineage: Eukaryota; Phaeophyceae; Ectocarpales; Ectocarpaceae. The record is from the annotation of a GenBank genome assembly.